Molecule: messenger RNA, 441 nt
Organism: Macrosiphum euphorbiae (potato aphid)
Lineage: Eukaryota; Metazoa; Arthropoda; Insecta; Hemiptera; Aphididae
Source: the annotation of a GenBank genome assembly
AUGAACAAAAUUGCAAAUGGAAUUUUUCUUUUGCUUUUGGAGAAACGUUCAAUUAAUUUUUCAACAUCGAUGUCUAUGUCCCUGUGGAUGUUCAAUAAUGCAAGUCCAGUCAAGCGUGUUUCACACAUUGUUUAUCUUAACCGUGUUUUAAGACGCCGCAAUGAAGAGAAUGUUCUUUCAGAACUAGAAUUACUAAUGGGCAACGUAAUUAAUAAUUUUAGUAUUUUAUUUAUUAAAGGAAAAAUGCCUUCAUCACAAUUCUGUAAUACAUCAAUGGCGUGCUUAGAAAUUCACGUAUCCAUUUUUCUUUCCAAAUAUAGUAUUCACCAACUAAUUGCGAGGAUACCUCAUCAUUAUGAAGUAAUAUUUGAACAUCUUUGGCAACUGAUUUUAUUUUGUCAGUUUCUUCUUUUUGGUCAUUUGGUAAUUUUAAAAAAAUAG